CAAGUACCCAGCUAGCUAGCAACUAGCUUCCCUCUCUCUACCUCAAAAAUGGCAACGAAAGUUUUCCGGCAGCUUAUCUUAUGCAUCUUCCUCUUCUCAUUAGCCCUUUCUCUCCCCUCUCAUGCAAGGCCAUCAAAACCCAAGGCUGAAAACCCAACAUCCUUCGACUUUAUUAAGCAUUUGGAAGGAUGUCAGAAAGGGCAGACAGUAAAAGGCCUCCAGCAACUCAAGAAAUAUCUUGAGAAAUUUGGUUAUCUAAACUACUCCCCCAACCAAACCGGUUCCAACGGCGACGAUUUUGACGAUUUGCUGGAGGCUGCCGUCAAAACAUACCAGCUCAAUUACCAUUUGAAAACUACCGGAACUUUAGAUGCCAAAACAGUGUCCCAAAUGGCAGCCCCUCGAUGUGGGGUCCCUGACAUCAUUAAUGGCACCAACUGGAUGCGAGCAGGUAAAAAAGAGGCCAACCACACACAAAAGACUCUCCACACCAUCUCUCAUUUUGUUUUGUUUUCUGGUAACCCGAAAUGGCCCCCUACUCAGUACCAACUCACUUACGCAUUUGAUCCCCAAACCAGCUCGGAUGCCAUAUCCGCCGCGGCCAAUGCAUUUAGCACGUGGGCUUCCCAAACUCCAUUUACAUUCUCUCAGAGUCAAGACUUCGCAAGUGCGGAUCUUCAAAUCGGAUUCUACCGCGGUGAACAUGGGGACGGGGCACCAUUCAACGGGCAAAAUGGGGUCUUGGCCCAUGCCUUUCCCCCCACUGAUGGUAGGUUUCACUACAACGGGGACUAUUCGUUUACAGUGAACCCGGUCGAGGAUUCAUAUCAUCUAGAGACUGUGGCCUUGCAUGAAAUUGGGCACCUUCUUGAACUUGCACAUAGCAAUGUCCAAGAAGCUAUCAUGUGGCCUGUCAUUCCUGCAGCAACAAUGAAAGGUUUGAAUGACGAUGAUAUACAAGGAAUUAACACUCUAUACGCGUGAAGGAAUACUUUGGCCAUGGUUUCUGUAAUCUACGGACGCCAUUGAUAUAGGGAAGCUACUAAAUUAAAGUCAUCCCCAAAAUGAAGGAAUAAAGAUGGGGUAUUUCUUGUUUGUGUUUACUACGAAGUACUAUCUACUAUCGUGUAUUCGAGUUAAGAUCUUAUCAGUUUUAAUUUGUCAAAGAAU
Rhododendron vialii is the source of this 1170-nucleotide messenger RNA. Its product is annotated as metalloendoproteinase 2-MMP-like. Gene Ontology annotation, biological process: proteolysis; collagen catabolic process; extracellular matrix organization. The record is from RefSeq and is a predicted model, not a curated record. Gene Ontology annotation, cellular component: extracellular matrix. The transcript is spliced from 2 exons. Lineage: Eukaryota; Viridiplantae; Streptophyta; Magnoliopsida; Ericales; Ericaceae. The coding region runs from base 49 to 984 and encodes 311 amino acids. Gene Ontology annotation, molecular function: zinc ion binding; metalloendopeptidase activity.